Castor canadensis (American beaver) is the source of this 2408-nucleotide messenger RNA. NCBI's taxonomy places the organism in Eukaryota, Metazoa, Chordata, Mammalia, Rodentia, Castoridae. The record is from RefSeq and is a predicted model, not a curated record.
UGAGCCACCAGUGCCUGACUCAAGUGAUUUUUUAAAAAAACUAUUUUUCUCUCUCUUGAAGAGUCAACCAAGAUUGAACCCAAGGUGCAGGAAGGAACUCAGUACAAGCCCUUCUGCGACACAGACCUGGACAUCUUCGGAACACAUGACACAGGGCACAGCCAGCAUGUGAUUUUAGUUGCCAAAUAUGACAAUUGAAAAAGAAAAAACAAGCUAAACAAAAUGCAGAGACAGCCUCAGCUGUAGCCACAAGGACUCAUCCUGGGAAAGAAGAUUCUCAUUCAGACAUUUUAGAACAAGACAAGUGUAAUAUCACUGUGGAAGAGGAAUAUAUUACUGAUGAGAAAAAAAAGAGAAAAAAUAAUCAGUUAAAGGAAAUCAGGCGCACAGAACUGAAGAGAUACUACAGUAUUGAUGACAAUCAAAACAAAACACAUGAUAAAAAAGAGAAGAAGAUGGUGGUUCAGAAGCCGCAUGGUACCAUGGAAUACACUGCUGGAAGCCAGGACACCCUAAACUCCAUAGCACUGAAGUUUAACAUCACUCCCAAUAAAUUAGUGGAACUGAAUAAACUUUUCACACAUACUAUCGUUCCAGGCCAGGUCCUUUUUGUGCCAGAUGCCAACUUUCCGUCCAGUACCUUAAGGCUAUCAUCAUCCAGUCCUGGUGCUACUGUUUCUCCUUCAUCAUCAGAUGCAGAAUAUGACAAACUGCCUGAUGCUGACUUAGCAAGAAAGGCCUUAAAACCCAUCGAAAGAGUGUUAUCAUCUACUUCUGAAGAAGAUGAACCAGGCGUGGUAAAGUUUCUAAAAAUGAAUUGUCGAUACUUCACUGAUGGAAAGGGUGUGGUUGGAGGCGUCAUGAUUGUCACUCCUAACAACAUCAUGUUUGACCCUCAUAAGUCUGAUCCCCUGGUUAUUGAAAAUGGGUGUGAGGAGUAUGGCCUCAUCUGCCCCAUGGAAGAGGUUGUUUCCAUUGCUCUCUACAAUGACAUUUCCCACAUGAAGAUCAAAGAUGCUUUGCCAUCUGACCUACCUCAGGAUCUUUGUCCUCUGUACAGGCCUGGAGAGUGGGAAGACCUGGCUUCAGAAAAUGAUAUUAACCCAUUCAGUAAGUUCAAAUCCAUCAACAAGGAAAAACGACAACAGAAUGGAGAGAGAACCAUUACUUCAGGUUCAAAAUCAACAGGCUCUUUGGAGGAAUUGACAGGAUACACACAUACAAAGCUCUCAGGCAGCUCUGUGUCAGGGAAAUCAAAGAAACUGGAACUCUCCAGGGAGACAAACAGUGGAUCUCCCACAGUGAGUCAGCUCUGCCAGGAACCUUUGGGGACACACACAGCAUUUGAAUCUAUAGCCAAAGAAAACUCCCUUUUAGUGGAAGAUGAUGACUUCGUUGACUUGGAAGAACUUUCUGCUCAACCUGAGAAUAGAAUAGACAAAAGAUACACCUCGAAGGAAUGCCUUUUAACUGAUCCGCAGGAGCAAAAGAAGAUGGAGACACAAAUAAUCAAUUCCACUGUGGAAAUGCAGGUGCAGUCGGCCCUUAACUUUUUAGGAACAGAGAGUGAUAAGGAACUUAAGGGGGCCCUAGAUUUAGAAACCUGUGAAAAGCAAGAUAUCAUGCCAGAAAUGGACAAGCAGUCUGGAUCCCCAGAAACACAGGUAGAAAACACACUGAACAUACAUGAAGAUCUAGAUAAAGUUAAACUCAUUGAAUAUUACCUAAAUAAGAACAAAGAAGGGUCACAAUUAUCAGAAAAUUUGCAGAAGGCAGAAUUAAGUGACGGCAAAAGUACUGAACCAGAGGGAAUAGACAUUACUCUUAGCAGUUCUCUUCUCCAGACAAGUGAGCCCCCACUUGAGGGCAAUAAAGAAGCAGAUAAAACCUGGGUAAAAGAGAAAGACUCCUUUCCACUGAAACUGGACGUAAAUACAGAAGAAAAUGUGACUAAAGAUAAAGAGUCUCCAGACUCCUCCUUGGAAUCUACUCUGGAAAACAGCUGUCAAGGUGCACAAAUGGAUAACAAAUCUGAAAUUCAGUUAUGGCUGUUAAAGAGAAUUCAGGUGCCCAUUGAAGAUAUACUUCCUUCAAAAGAAGAAAAGAGUAAGACACCACCCAUGUUCCUGUGCAUCAAAGUGGGAAAACCAAUGAGAAAGUCUUUUGCCACUCACACAGCAGCCAUGGUCCAGCAGUAUGGUAAACGAAGAAAGCAGCCAGAAUACUGGUUUGCUGUUCCCCGAGAGAGGUACGUAUGAGCCAAAAAAAAUCUGCUGGUCAAUUAGAUUCCAUUCAGAUAUUACUUAUCUUAAAAGACUUAAUUUCAUUCUUGAAUAAGAGCUUUCUCUUAAUUGUAUAUUACAGAAUUUCUGGAAGCAUAUUGAGUAGCUUUCUGUUAGUGGGUAGCU